Messenger RNA from Brachypodium distachyon (stiff brome), 861 nucleotides. RefSeq lists its product as uncharacterized. The transcript has 5 exons. The record is from RefSeq and is a predicted model, not a curated record. NCBI's taxonomy places the organism in Eukaryota, Viridiplantae, Streptophyta, Magnoliopsida, Poales, Poaceae. The coding region runs from base 1 to 861 and encodes 286 amino acids.
AUGCCUGAUGUCCCUGCAGUUGAAGCAGGCGCCGGCCGCUCGGCGCUCCUCGUGGCGUUGCUCGCGCCUUUGCUUGAUACCCUGCAGGAUGUGGCAAUCCUGUGCGUCAUGGGUGGCCUGCCCUGGAACACGCUCACAAAUCAACGCCACAAGCUGAAGCAAAAAUGGUUUGAUCCUAUGCCAUUGAGCGAAGUGUCAAGGAUAUCUCCUAUGAAAUCCAUGAGCAACAAGGAAUGGUGUGAUCUUGUGGAUUCCUGGAUAACUCCUAAGAAACCGGAUACUUGUGCAAAGAACAAGGUGAGCCGAUCAAUGGUCAAGUACCAGCAAGCCACUGGUUCACGCAGUUAUGAGGUGCAAGUACAAGAAGUGUUUCUGAGCGAGAAGUACAAAGAUAAACCUCCAGAUGCAGUUGACUUGUUCAAGGAGACCCACUUUAGUACAAAAAGAGGAUUUAGUGAGAAUGCGCAAGCUGCAAUUGAUUCUAUGGAAAAUUUCAUAACGAGAGAACCAAAAUCUGCUGCUGAGGUCAUUUCCGAUGUGCUGAAUGAGAGUACUAAGAAUAACAGAUUCUUGGAGCGUAUUGGUUUGCCGCCAAUCCCUUCGAGUAGAACAUCCAAGAGUAGCCUUCUGGAGAAGCUAGAAGCUGAAAGAGAUGGGAAUGCUGAGUUGCGUAGUACCAUUGAAGAGUUGAAAAAAGCAUAUGAAGAAGCUAAGGUGGCACAAGAAGAAGCUAGGAAAGCAAAGGAAGAAGCAGAUGCAGCAAGAGUAAAGAAUGAGGAAGAGAUUCAAGCAAUGAAGAAGAAACUUGAAGCAGAUGAAGCCCUACUUCGGCAAGUGAUGAGAAGGUUACAAGCCCAGUAA